Molecule: messenger RNA, 2890 nt
Organism: Liolophura sinensis
Lineage: Eukaryota; Metazoa; Mollusca; Polyplacophora; Chitonida; Chitonidae
Product: HMG domain-containing protein 4-like
Exons: 9
Coding region: 72-1946 (624 amino acids)
Source: RefSeq, a predicted model, not a curated record
UUUAAAGUGAAAGGCGAGGGAAAUAACCUGUGCUUCGUUUUAUUUGUUUUCGAGAGCCAUUCUUUGCCAUUAUGGAUUCCGAUGGAUCAGAUCCAAAACGGGGACGGGUGAGAAAGAAAUCGGCCAAAUUGCGAGAGAUGGAAGAAUUUGAAGAAGAAGAGAGAAAGCAUGGUGGGAAGAAAGUCUCUGACACCAAAACCACAGAGGGAGCAGUGGGAAUUUUGUCUCCUCCCAUGAAGAAAGCCAAACUGAUCGGAAAGACUGACGCAGUUGGGGGAAAGCCUUCAGCGUUUGGUUCACCCCCAGUCCCUACAAGUCCUGGGAAUGAUCCACAGGCCAGAGGCAGUGUCAUUAAGCUACUGUUAAGCUCACCUGUGCAGCAAAGCACUCCUGCAGGUAAAACUGGAAAAAAAGGCACUAACGAACCUGUUGAAGAUGUCUCACCUGUGCUGGCUUCAGGAAAGAAAGCCGCCAAAGUUAAGAAAACUGGUUCUGGUGACACCGAGGAGAAAAAUGUUAAGUUAAAGUUGCAGCUCGGGUCUAGCCCCCCUGUUCAGGGAGGACCAGAGAAAAAAGGGAAGGGUGUGGAGAAAGUCGCUCCAUUGUCCGUGGACACAACGUUCCAGUCUGAAGCCAUCGGCGAAGAGGGAAGUCUGAAAAUGAAAUUCAUUCUCUCCCCAAAAGAAAAGAGUGAGACAACAACACCUGUUACCUCUGGGAAGAAAUCUGUGAGUGUGGAGAAAGCCAGUAACCAAGGUCUUCUGUCCAUUCUCAAAGGGGCGUCUGCAGCUAGUGCUAAUAAAAAGGGAAAGAAAGCAAAACAGACUGGCAGUGGGGAGGUUGUGGUGGCCGCAGGAAGUGACGUAAAAUCACCCUCAAAGUUGCCAGACACUGGCUCAACAGGAGCUGUGGAUAAAGGAUCAAAGCAGACUGGAGUCAAGAGGAAGUUAGAGCAGACGGUUGUGGUGAAAACCAACCUGUCAAGUUCUGUGGAAUACUCACUUCCGGCUGAUCACAGUCUGGAGUACAUGGACUUAUCCUCAUUUGACUUUGACGAUGAUGGAGAAUUAGUUAUAGCUGAUGAAAACAAAACAAAGAAACUGCAGAAGAAAACUGGAAGCAAGUCUCCGAAGAAAGCGAAGACCCCACCAGGGGGAUCAGCAUCUUCCUCUACAGCCCUGAAUGAAAAUGAAUUUUCAUUGGAUGAUUCUCAGCUGGCCAGCAGUGAUGUAGCAGAACUUGCUAAACGUGUCAAAUCUGCUGCUGAAAAGAAAAUGAACAAGAGGGUGAAAAAGGGCAAGCCUGAAAAGGAAGGUGAUGGACUGCAGAAAGAGAAGAAGAAGCGUCCUCCCACAGCGUAUAUGUUGUGGUGUAACUCCUACAGACAUAAGGUUGUGGCUGAAAUCCCUCGGGCAGACUUUGUUCAGAUCAGUAGGAGGCUAGGGGAGUUGUGGCAAGCUCUGUCUGAUAAGGAAAAGCUGGCUUGGAAAAACAAGGCCAGGAAGAGUGCUGGGAAGGGAUCUACUCUGAUAAGUACAGGUAAGAGUGGCGGGAGCCGGACAGGCCCGCCUCCACAGGUUACCUCGCAUGCUCAGAGCUCCACCUCCAGCACUGCCGUCAAGACACACACUCCCGUCGUCAGUAAGCCACGCCCAACACAGGAUGAUUCACUCGGCUCUGUAAAGGGUUUUGGCACUGAGCCAGUAGAUGUGGCAGCUCAUCUUAAACUUGUUGGGGAAUCUCUGUGUAUUAUUGGAGUGCGAUUACAGGAGCAUAGGGGUCUGAUAGCAGUACAGGGCAGUUUGUCAGUGUUACUGGAUUCAAUGUUGUGUGCCUGUGGACCUUUGAUGUGCCUUACCCAGCAGCUACCCGAACUGAAUGGAUGCUCUAGUCAGGUUCAUGCCAAAACAUUGGACAAUGUGGCCUAUAUCAUGCCAGGCUUGUGAGAGAUAGGGAGAGAGGGAAACAGCAACAGAGAAUCAGAAAGUGCCACAAUUAACCUAAUCAUGGCUAUUGUAUUCAAUUUAACUUUAGGAAAAAAUUCCAUGAAGUUUUCAGCUUUAAGGAAAAGUUAACUCAAACCGAAGCACAAGAAAGACAAGAGAGAGUUGUGUCAAGAAACACUUAGUUAACUUUCUAUCAGAAAGACAAGAGAGAGUUAUGCCAAGAAACACUUAGUUGACUUUCUAUCAGAAAGACAAAAGAGUGUUGUCAAGAAACACUUUGUUAACUUUCUAUCAGAAAGACAGAGAGUUGUGUUGAGGCAUAUCUUUUUCACCUUUUUAUAUUUUUUUUGAAAGCAUUUAAAAUAUUUAGGUCUAUGAUGGCCUGUUGGGACCAUAACAAAGUCCACUGAUGUCACAGGAAAUGUUUGCCAUAUUAAAUACACAGUCCGAUUCUGAUAUUUUUACAUUUUAAAUACCUGUAUGGCCUACAUUCAGGACCAUGGAUUCAUGACUCCGAUUGUUCAUGUCAGAAACUGUAUAAAACAAAAACAUGUCCUGUGAUGUCACUGGACCCUGUUCUGGUACCCUGAUCACUGUAAAAUCCAUUAUUUUAAAUGCUUUCAACUUGGUUAGAAAAAUAACCAAAAAAAAAAGAAAAAAAAAGUUUUCUUAUACCAUUUGAAAUUGUUUCUUUGAUGCAUACUUCAUUCUUAUGUUUACUUUUCUUUUAAACUGCAUCCUUCUGUAAAGUAUAUUGCAAAGUAGAAUCAUUUUUUGUCAUAUGACAGUUUCUUUACAUACUUUGCAUUUAUUCUUGUUCGUGGGAUUUUUGCAAUUUGGUAUUUAUUCGUGUAGGUACGUGUAUGUACCCUGUCAUAAACUUAAUACACAUGUCCUCUAUCAUUGUUGUACAUAGAAUUAUGUAGCAUUGUCAUCGCCACCCA